GGUGGUGUUCAACAAUUAGUAGUUGCCAUUUGGUAUUCGUGAUGAGAGCUUCCUGUGUAAUUUUUGUGGCCCUUCUGUGCUUCUCCUUGGGCUCGGCCAAGCUUUUCGAUGAUGAGCUGCGGGAACUGACGGAGUUCUUGCGUUUGCAGAUGCGAUGUGGUUAUCCGGCCAGAGGGGUUCCCAUUUUGGCCCCGGCUCAGAUAGCUUACCAGGAAAUCGCACUCAGGUCGGAGAACUUUGGUUGUAAUGGAAACUUUACUGAACUGAUCCUCGAGGGUCUUGAUGGCUACGAGUUCUCCAAGCUGGAAUGGAACAACGUUUUGAAUACCAUUAAGUUCGACAUGAACUUUCCCAAGAUUUCCCUGAAGAGCUCAAACUAUAAACUAAAUCUCCUGGCUCGUCUGUUUGGAGCUGACUUCUCCCUGUGGGGCGAUGGAGUCUGGAGUCUGGAGCUGAUCAACUUCCGAGCUUACGGCAGCUUCGUCAUUCGUCCAAAGUCAGCCACCAGUGGGGUGUACGUAAAAAGCUGGAAGGUUAACUGGGAGUUGGAGGAGGCCAAGUCCCAGAGCACGGGCUUUAUGAACAGUCGCCUGUACACUAAAUUCAUCAACGAUCUGAUCAAGGAAUAUCUAGAUAUCUUGAUCAACGACAACCCCACGGAAGUUUCCCAGUUUAUGGAGGAGCUCAUUGUGCCGCCGAUGAACUUAGUGCUGGAAAACGUAGCCUGGUAUGAGAUUACCGCUAUCAUUUUGGGACUGGUCGAUGGCAUUCUGCCGGUGGAGGCUAUUUGCUGAAGUGCUGCCGUCGAAGAAGUCGACAGCCAGGUGUUCCAAGUGAUUAAAUGUGAAUAAAAAACUUAGACAACA
Molecule: messenger RNA, 866 nt
Organism: Drosophila subpulchrella
Lineage: Eukaryota; Metazoa; Arthropoda; Insecta; Diptera; Drosophilidae
Exons: 2
Coding region: 42-794 (250 amino acids)
Source: RefSeq, a predicted model, not a curated record